Messenger RNA from Rosa rugosa (rugosa rose), 1708 nucleotides. Its product is annotated as vicilin Car i 2.0101-like. The coding region runs from base 134 to 1708 and encodes 524 amino acids. NCBI's taxonomy places the organism in Eukaryota, Viridiplantae, Streptophyta, Magnoliopsida, Rosales, Rosaceae. The record is from RefSeq and is a predicted model, not a curated record. The transcript has 2 exons.
UGUAGUAGACACUAGUCACCUUGCAUUUAAGCUCCACAGACAAGUGUACUUUGCAUGCAGAGUCCUCACCUUGUAUAAAUACCUCGGCAAUCUCCGCUAUGCUUUCCCACAGACUCACUCGAAAGCAAUAACCAUGGGGAUAUUCAAAGCUUUGUUCAUUUUCUCUCUUUUCCUUGCCUCCAUCUCUGUGUCUCUUAGCUAUCAGGAUGACCCUCAACAGCAGUUCCAGCAAUGCCAGCACCGCUGCCAGCAGGAGAUGCCCCGGGGGUUGCAACAGCAGCAGUGCCAGCAAGAAUGCCGAGAGAGGAUGGAGGAGCAGCAACAGCAGCAGCAGGGAGGCCGCGGGGGGCGAGGACAACAAGGUGAACAGAGAUAUAAGCAGUGCCUGCGGAGGUGCGACCAACAGCAACCCUACCGCGGACAAGAGAUUCAACAAUGUCGUCAACAAUGCGGGCAGCAAUUGAGCCACCAAGAGCGUCAACAAAUAUGCCAGCAGCACUGUCAGAGGCAACAGAGUGGCGAUUGGCAACGGCAACAACAGUGCCAAUCAAGGUGCCAGCAGCAGUUGCAGCAAGGAAGAGAAAUCGAACAAAACAUGAUUAACCCAAGGAGAGAUCCUGAACAGAAAUUUGAAGAAUGCCAGCAGAGCUGUCAAUCUAGGCAACGUGGUGGCCGGCAACAACAGCAACAAUGUCGUCAGCAGUGCGCACAGCAAUUGAGCCAACAGGAGCGUCAGCAGAUCUGCCAGCAGCGUUGCCAGAGACAACAAGGUGGGGACUGGCAACAACAGCAACAUUGCCAAAGAAGGUGCGAGCAACAACUACAACAAGGAGAACAAGACGUAGACAUGAACCCGCAAUCAAGAGAUCCCGAGCAGAAAUUUGAGCAAUGCCAGCAAAGAUGCCAAUCAAGGCAACAAGGCCAACAGCAGCAGUGCCGUCAACAAUGCGGACAACAGUUGAGCCAACAGGAGCGUCAGCAGAUCUGCCAGCAGCGUUGCCAGAGACAACAAGGUGGGGAUUGGCAACAACAACAGCAUUGCCAAAGAAGGUGCGAGGAACAACUACAACAAGGAGAACGAUACACAGACAUGAACCCGCAAUCAAGAGAUCCCGAGCAAAAAUUUGAGCAGUGCCAGCAAAGAUGCCAAUCUAGGCAACAUGGACAACAAGGUCAACAACAACAGCAGCAGUGCCGUCAACAAUGCGGACAACAAUUGAGCCAAUACGAGCGUCAACAGGUGUGCCAACAACGUUGUCAGAGGCAACAAGGUGGGGAUCGGCAACAACAACAGCAUUGCCAAAGAAGGUGCGAGCAACAGCUACAAGAAGGAGAACAAUACAUAGACAUGAACCCGCAAUCCAGAGAUCCCGAGCAGAAAUUUGAGCAAUGCCAGCAAAGAUGCCAAUCAAGGCAACAAGGACAACAAGGCCAACAAGGCCAACAACAACAAUGUCGUCAACAGUGUGCACAACAAUUGAGCCGAUACGAACAGUGUGCACAACAAUUGAGCCGAUACGAACGACAACAAAUCUGCCAAAAUCGUUGCCAGAGGCAACAAGGUGGGGACUGGCAACAACAACAGCAUUGCCAAAGAAGGUGCGAGCAACAACUUGAACAAGGAGACUUUGACAUUAACGGCGACGAACAACUGGAACAGGGUCAGAGCCUACCCUUAUCUUCAAUUUUGGACUUCGCAGGCUUCUAA